Messenger RNA from Paramormyrops kingsleyae, 2145 nucleotides. RefSeq names its product Rho GTPase activating protein 1 (gene arhgap1). Gene Ontology annotation, cellular component: cytoplasm. Gene Ontology annotation, biological process: small GTPase-mediated signal transduction; negative regulation of endocytic recycling. The record is from RefSeq and is a predicted model, not a curated record. Gene Ontology annotation, molecular function: GTPase activator activity. Lineage: Eukaryota; Metazoa; Chordata; Actinopteri; Osteoglossiformes; Mormyridae.
CCGCCCUGCCCGAAGCUCCACAUCCGCCCCCCAACGGAUGUUUGCGUGUGGCGCUCGGGAGAGACGCUGUAGCUCGCUCUCGCGCUCAAGUAUAUUACGAGGUUUUUCUGGCACAGGUAUUGCCCACGUGUGUGCCACUUCAGAGUGGCAUUGUGGGUAAUGGCUUCAGACCUACUAGUUGACCUCACAGAUGACCUGAAGGAAGAGGGGAACUUGGACCAGCUGAAGCUGUCAGCUGAGGAAUGGCUCCGAGAGGAAUCGGAAGACAGGAGCACGUCCAAAAACAACAUCUCCAGUGAACAAGGGGGCAGUGCAUUGCUACAGUGGGACGACCCUUACUACGAUAUUGCCAGACACCAAAUUGUGGAGGUGGCAGGUGAUGAUAACUAUGGCAGGAAGGUCAUCCUGUUCAAUGCCUGCCGUAUGCCCCCUUGCCAUGAGCUGAACCACCACAGCCUGCUGAACUAUCUGAAGCACACUCUGGACCAGUAUGUGGAGAGUGAUUACACUCUCAUCUACUUUCACUACGGCCUCACCAAAGAGAACAAGCCCUCAUUAGGCUGGCUCAAAGAUGCUUACCGGGAAUUUGACAGGAAAUAUAAGAAGAACAUCAAGGCUCUGUAUAUCGUGCACCCAACCAUGUUAAUCAGGACCCUGUUUUUCCUCUUCAAGCCAUUGAUCAGUUUUAAGUUUGGACGCAAGAUCAACUAUGUCAACUACCUGAGUGAGCUUCAAGACAUCGUUAAGUGUGAGCAGUUGGUGAUACCGGACGUUGUCAGACAGUAUGACGAGAAGAUCAGAGCCUCACUGAAGCCAGCCAAUCAGGGCUCUCAGCUUGCCACACCCUCGGCCCCUCUUCCUCACCAGCAGUUUGGAGUCCCUCUCUCUCUGCUGAGUGAGAGGAAUGCGGAUAAAGAGGGGAUUCCACUGGUGAUGCAAGAGACAGUUGCUUUCUUAAAGGAGUGUGGCCUACAAAUAGAGGGAAUCUUCCGCAGAGCUGCCAACGUGACCCUUGUGAAAAGCAUACAGAACAGAUAUAAUUCAGGAGAGGUUGUUGACUUACAUGAGCUGGCCGAUGUCCAUCUUGCUGCUGUCAUCCUCAAGACGUUCCUCAGGGAGCUGCCUGAACCUAUCCUCACAUACCAGCUGUACAAUGAUGUAGUCAACUUCUCCAAUGUGGAGAACAGUUCUCAGGCUAGCGUGAUCUGUGACCUGCUGAAGACGCUGCCCAAGGAGAACUACACAGCUCUCAAGUUCCUUAUACAAUUUCUGGUACAGGUGUCUGCACAGAGUGAGGUGAACAAGAUGAACAACAUGAACCUGGCUGUCGUGUUUGGGCCAAACCUUAUGUGGGGCCGGGACGCUGCCAUGACUCUGAGUGCUAUCGGACCCAUUAACAACUUCACACGAAUCCUGCUUGACCGGCACAGCCAGAUCUUUGGCCCAUAGCCAAAAAACUGGACUCGAUGAAGCACUUCCUGUUUUUUUAAUAGCGUCCCUCUCAACCGUCCGACCCUAAAUCCAGCCCAAUCACAGGUGUUGCCCCCUAGUGCCAAAUGUAUUAGUGUGGCUACUUGUGUAAUGUUGUUACUGUACAUAGAACGGAAUGAGGUGGAGGCUGUAUGUUACACGGACCAACGUAAGGGCUAAGGGCGAGAUGAGGGAAUUGGACUGCCUUUUUGUAAUUGGUCCCUUCACAUUCCCAAAAGAUGGCUGCAUUAUCGCACGUGGUACAUGCCAUGGUUGUGCUCCUUUUAAGGUCGAGGCAAUCAGCUGUUCUUGAGUGCCUCCAGUAUGAUACAGGUGCUCUACUCAACGAGACACGUUUAUAUAGAAAAUGAUCAUAAUGGUACAGUGGUACAGACUUUUACUGAUUUUUAUUUUUUUUACAGUACUUUGUUCUGCUAGAAAUUAAGAUGACCACAUCUCAUUUAUAUAAUCCGUUGAUUUUAAAUUGCCUAAUUUCCAAGUGGAUAGGAAGAAUUAUUCUUCUAUAUACUGUUAUAAUACACUUAUUUUCACAAUACAGUGGUACCUCGGUUCUCGAACUCACUAGAACUCGAAUUUCUUUAAAGUCGAACAAACCAGUUUGAAUAUCGAGUACGCGCCAGGAAAUGAGUCAUACUACAAUGCAAUUCUUACUUG